Dermacentor andersoni is the source of this 876-nucleotide messenger RNA. RefSeq lists its product as uncharacterized. The record is from RefSeq and is a predicted model, not a curated record. Lineage: Eukaryota; Metazoa; Arthropoda; Arachnida; Ixodida; Ixodidae.
AUGGUGAACUGCGCCGUCUACGGUUGUUCCAACCGGUCAAAAAACAAACCCAACGAUGAGAACUUUCAACCGCUGGGCUUCUAUGUCGUGCCCAAAGUCAAAGAAGGACAGUGUCUUAGGACAGCUGAGCUGUCUUCAAGGCGCAGAGCUCUGUGGCUGAGCAGAAUUCGUCGCAAAGACCUGGACGAAUUGGCGACGCAUUACCGAGUUUGCGGGGCGCAUUUCAUCACAGGACGACCAGCUUAUAUGAUGGAUGAGGCUAAUCCCGACUGGGCGCCGAGCCUCAAUCUCGGCUACAAGUCCACGACGCACGCUGGAAGAAGCGCAAGCGACAGGUAUAUGCGACUCAAGCAACGAAGGCGCGCGAGUUCUGCAGCCAACGCCUUUGAAUUAAGGCAGCGACCGGAGAGCGCGAGCACGAACGCGGCGCCCAUCGCUGCAGGAACGGCGGCCGAGGAGAUUUCUUUCAGUGACGAAGAAUCCCCCUCAUCAGAACAAACUGCAAUGCAACACCUUGUAGGCCAUGCAUCUCCCGAGGAGCCUUCAUGCUUGGAAUGUCCAGUUCUACAAGAAAAUCUAGCCAUAGCUCAGUGCCACCUGCAAGCGGAUCUGCAGAAUAACCAAGCUUCUGCAUGCAUGAUAGACAAAGAGGUGACAGCUGACCUGCUGUCAGCCCACAUCUCUUCACUGGAGGAAGAAAACCACCGCCUUCAGCAUGACCUGGAUAUUGCACGCAGUCGCCUGGCAAAGGCAGCCCCUGGAGACAGGGAUGUGCUCCGCAGCAACCCAGACAUGGUUGUUUUUUACACAGGGCUGCCAAAUUAUGCAGUUUUGGAGGCUGUUUACAUCUUAGUUGAGCCUCAUAACUGCAGUUGA